UUAAGUUGUUCCACGGAGUAGCGUAACAGGGUCAUUAAGUACUCCUGACAACCCUACUUCUUUCCCAGCGUUAGGGUUUUUGCCUCUGCUUCCCUCCAUCGCCGCCUUCCCCUUUCCUCCUUCCCACCGGCGAAGAGAAGAAACCCUUGUCGCCAUGUCUCUGAUCGCGAACGAGGAUUUCCAGCACAUCCUUCGUGUGCUUAACACGAACGUGGAUGGCAAACAGAAGAUCAUGUUUGCCCUUACCUCCAUCAAGGGUAUCGGCCGCCGCUUCGCCAACAUCGUCUGCAAGAAGGCCGACGUCGACAUGAACAAGAGGGCUGGGGAGCUCUCAGCCGCAGAGCUUGAGAACCUCAUGACAGUUGUAGCAAAUCCCCGUCAGUUCAAGAUCCCAGAUUGGUUUCUGAACAGAAAGAAGGACUAUAAGGACGGUAGAUACUCACAGGUGGUUUCAAAUGCGCUGGACAUGAAGCUGAGGGAUGACCUUGAGCGCCUGAAGAAGAUCAGGAACCACCGUGGUCUACGUCACUAUUGGGGUCUUCGAGUUCGCGGUCAACACACCAAGACUACUGGAAGGAGGGGAAAGACUGUUGGUGUUUCAAAAAAGCGAUGAAGCCUCUCUCCACACCUGUAUGCGUUGUUUUUUGGGAUUUCAACGUCCAAGCAGAUAUUAGAAUUCUAUUCUCUAUCAAAGGCUGAACUUUCGAGGGUUUUCAAGCAGGUUUUUUUUUAGUUACAAUCUUGGUAAUUUCUGGGACUUCGAUGUGUUUUUUCUGUUGUGGUGUUGUGAGCUAAGUUUGCUGCUCAUUUUUAAUGUCCAACAGUCUUGGUGAGCUCAUAAGGUUUUAAUUCCAUUUUGGAAGCUUGUUUUGCUAAGCAUUGGUUCUGGACAAGUUGACAAUGUUAGCCACUGAGUAGCUUGUUUCCAGUGAAUCAUGUUAUGAUAGGUUUGGUGGAACAAAAGUUCUUAUUUGAUGUGAUUAUGACCAUUUGCUUCUGGCG
Elaeis guineensis (African oil palm) is the source of this 1002-nucleotide messenger RNA. RefSeq names its product small ribosomal subunit protein uS13z/uS13y/uS13x. Gene Ontology annotation, cellular component: cytosol; ribosome; small ribosomal subunit. NCBI's taxonomy places the organism in Eukaryota, Viridiplantae, Streptophyta, Magnoliopsida, Arecales, Arecaceae. Gene Ontology annotation, biological process: translation. The record is from RefSeq and is a predicted model, not a curated record. Gene Ontology annotation, molecular function: RNA binding; structural constituent of ribosome.